Molecule: messenger RNA, 1172 nt
Organism: Rhodofomes roseus
Lineage: Eukaryota; Fungi; Basidiomycota; Agaricomycetes; Polyporales; Fomitopsidaceae
Product: 60S ribosomal protein L6
Exons: 2
Coding region: 261-977 (238 amino acids)
Biological process (GO): cytoplasmic translation; ribosomal large subunit assembly
Cellular component (GO): cytosolic large ribosomal subunit; ribosome
Molecular function (GO): RNA binding; structural constituent of ribosome
Source: RefSeq, a predicted model, not a curated record
GCUGACUAAUCAUCGCCGCCCAUCCGACUUGCCACCGUAAGGGCUGUCAACACAGUCCAGCAAUCCUCAAGACCCGACCCAGUGAGCAUCCAUUCUUUUCGAUGAACCUGGAGAGCAUGCCGGGAGACGUCUCGCUCGAUCCUGCCCGUUGGAUGGUGUUGCUAGAGGGAGAUUUUGGCUGGAUGCGAGGAUAUCAUCCCGGAUGAAGCUGUCUCCAGGUUCGCGUCAAUUCUCACUCACUGACCGCGACGUCCUCCCAGAUGGCCCGCAGCAAGGAAAUCGCACCCGGCGUGGGACGCCUCUCUCGCUCCCAGGUCUUCGCCCGCCGUGGUCUGUACAAGGGCCCCAAAAACACCGAGAAGCCGGCUGCCUCAGAGGCUGCCGCGACGAAGGAGGUUACAGUUGGAGGGGAGAAGAACGGCGGCAAACGUCUUGUGCCCGUCGCAAAGGCACCUCGUUUCUACCCCGCUGAGGACGUCCGCCAACCCAAGAAGAGCCGUAAGGCCCCCAAGCCCACGAAGCUUCGCCCAUCUAUCACUCCCGGCAGCGUCCUCAUCCUCCUCGCUGGCCGCUUCCGGGGGAAGCGCGUUGUUUUCCUCAAGCAGCUCGAGAGCGGUCUGCUCCUUGUGACCGGCCCUUACAAGGUCAACGGCGUCCCUCUCCGACGGGUCAACCAGGCCUACGUUAUUGCGACCUCUACCCAGCUUGACCUCGGCGACCACAAGGUUGAUGAGAAGAUCAACGACGCCUACUUUGCCAAGUCCUCCAAGAAGGGCUCCCGCUCAGCAGAGGAGGAGUUCUUCGCUGAUGGCAAGCCGAAGGAGAAGGAGGCGUUCCCCGAGUCGAAGGUGGCUGAUCAGAAGGCGGUUGACGCUGCCGUCGUCGCUGCCGUCAAGAAGACGGAGAACAUCAACAAGUACCUGAAGUCGAGUUGGGGUCUGUCGAAGGGCCAGUUCCCUCACCAGCUGGCGUUCUGAACGGGCGAGCGGCGGGGGUUGGUUGGUAGGGGAGGAGCAGCGGGUUCUCUCAUGUAGCUAUGAUUAUGGUGCGCAUAUACUGCAUGCAUAUGACAUUCUCGAUCGACAUCAAUGCAUGGAUGCUGGCCUCGCAUCGCCGCGUCCCAAGACUGUAUCUGAGUAACCUGAUGUAUGCAACGACCACUUUGAGAGACC